AUGCAACAAGAAACAUUAGUGCAGCUCCAGUUAGAUGAAGCAUUACAAUCCAAUUUACUCUCCACUAAAAUCAGAGACAUUCCCCACCAUCUCAAACAUGAAAUAAUCAUUGCUCCGAUCAUCUCCGCCGAACAAUUAAAGGAAACCAUUAAAUUUCUCGAUACAAGACGUGAUUGGUUUACCAUUCUCAAAUUUAUGAACGAACACAAUACAGGAUAUAAUCCAUUCUACAAUGUUUCCAUCAGUGCAUUGGGAUUUAAAUAUUCACUUAGUUGGUGCUAUAAUUUAUUAGAAAUUGCCUCCAAUUUGGGAAAGGAAUUGAAAUUUGAUACAAAUUUUAUAUUUCAAAUAGUUGGGAUAAUUCCUGGAUUUAUUUAUAAUAAUUCGAAUGAUGUUAUUAGAAACGAUAGAGAAGUUGUGUUGAGAUCUGUUAAGAGAUUGGGUUCCAUGCUUGGUGUUGCUUCUGAUAGAUUGAAAGAUGACAGAGAAAUAGUAAUAACAGCUGUCAAGCAAGAUGGUGAAAGUUUACGCUAUGCAAAUGAAAGAUUUAGGAGUGAUAGAGAAAUAGUCCUAGCAGCUGUCAAAACUGCUGGUUUGGCAUAUGUUCAUGAAUCAUUAAGGAAUGACAGAGAAAUUGUUGAGCUGGCAAUUUCACAUUGUGGAUCAUUUCUAUCAGGUGCAAGUGAGGAAAUGAAAAAAGAUAGAGAAAUUGUAAUGAAAGCCAUUUCGACAAGUUCACAAGGAUGUGCAUUUCAAUAUGUGAGUCGAGAAUUAAAGCUCGAUAAGAAAUUUGUUUUACAAGUUCUCAGAAAAACUGAGGGACAAGCUCUUUGUUAUGUGAGUGAAGAAUUAAUUAAGGAUAAGGAAUUUCUUGUUGAAAUAUUGAAAGUUAUUGGGACAUCUUUCACGAAUACAUAUGUUAUUGGGAGAAUUAUUAAGGAUGAUAGAGAUUUGAUAUUAUUAAUUGCUAAAUAA
Molecule: messenger RNA, 975 nt
Organism: Naegleria gruberi
Lineage: Eukaryota; Heterolobosea; Eutetramitea; Acrasida; Naegleriidae
Exons: 1
Coding region: 1-975 (324 amino acids)
Source: RefSeq, a predicted model, not a curated record